CUUGUUUCCUUUUUCUUUCUGUAUUUCAAUAUAAGAUAAAUUUCUGAAACCUGGAACAACAACAUCUGCGAUUGUUUCUGGGUAUUCAUUCUUUUCACAAAGUGUAAAGCUUUAAUUUUCGAUUUCGCGGAGCUCAAAGUUUCAAACUUUUCCAUGUUUCUUGUUUCUUCUAGCUCUGUUCUGUGUACGUCGAAGCAACUUCCCUAGCACUUUCUCAAUUAUUUUAAGUUCCAAUUCUCGAUGACUGAGCUUAGCUCUCCGAAUCUUGACUCCGCCUCGCAGAAGCCAAGAAUCUCCACCGAAAACCCUCCUCCUCCUCCUCCUCACAUAAGCAUUGGUGUCACCACCGGUGACCCUGCUACGUCUCCGGCGAGAACCGUCAACCAAAUCAAGAAAAUAACGGUACUGCCACUAGUUUUCCUGAUAUUCUACGAGGUCUCAGGCGGUCCGUUUGGGAUUGAGGAUAGUGUGAAAGCAGCAGGACCAUUGUUAGCCAUUGUUGGAUUCAUCGUCUUCCCUUUUAUAUGGAGUAUCCCUGAAGCACUCAUCACUGCUGAGAUGGGAACAAUGUUCCCGGAGAACGGUGGUUACGUCGUGUGGGUCACUUUAGCUAUGGGACCUUAUUGGGGGUUUCAACAAGGUUGGGUUAAAUGGCUAAGUGGCGUUAUAGACAACGCUCUUUAUCCGAUUCUCUUCCUUGACUAUCUCAAAUCAGGAAUCCCGAUACUCGGUAGUGGGAUCCCUCGAGUCGCUGCGAUUCUGGUGUUGACUGUAGCCUUGACUUACUUGAACUACAGGGGUUUAAGCAUUGUUGGUGUAGCAGCUGUUCUUCUCGGCGUUUUCUCCAUCCUUCCGUUUGUGGUGAUGUCUUUCAUGUCGAUUCCAAAGCUUAAACCUUCGAGAUGGCUUGUGGUUAGCAAGAAGAUGAAAGGUGUUAACUGGAGCUUGUAUCUCAAUACACUCUUCUGGAAUCUCAACUAUUGGGAUUCAGUUAGUACGCUUACGGGUGAAGUUGAAAACCCGAGUAAAACAUUACCAAGAGCUCUGUUUUAUGCUCUGCUUCUUGUUGUGUUUUCUUACAUCUUCCCGGUUUUGACCGGGACAGGAGCUAUAGCUCUUGAUCAGAAGCUAUGGACUGACGGGUAUUUCGCUGAUAUCGGUAAAGUUAUAGGAGGAGUUUGGUUGGGAUGGUGGAUUCAAGCUGCAGCUGCGACAUCUAACAUGGGAAUGUUUUUGGCUGAAAUGAGCAGUGAUUCUUUUCAGCUACUUGGAAUGGCUGAGAGGGGGAUGCUUCCCGAGGUCUUUGCCAAGAGAUCGCGCUACAGAACUCCAUGGGUCGGGAUACUGUUCUCGGCCUCUGGUGUGAUUAUCUUGUCAUGGUUAAGCUUUCAAGAGAUUGUGGCUGCAGAGAAUCUGUUAUACUGUUUUGGAAUGGUUUUGGAAUUUAUUACGUUUGUGAGGUUAAGGAUGAAAUAUCCAGCUGCCUCAAGACCGUUCAAGAUACCUGUAGGGGUUUUGGGAUCAGUCCUCAUGUGCAUUCCUCCAACAGUACUGAUCGGUGUCAUCAUGGCAUUUACUAACCUGAAAGUUGCGCUGGUGAGCCUUGCAGCUAUAGUGAUUGGGCUUGUGUUGCAACCUUGUCUUAAGCAAGUGGAGAAAAAGGGAUGGCUCAAGUUCUCAACAAGUUCUCACCUACCAAACCUGAUGGAGUAAAGACCACCGAAGAUGGUGAUGCUUUUGGUUUUACUUUUGAUCUUACAGGUAAUGAUCAUUGCUUCUGGAUUUUGGAUCAGAACUUAAAAGCUUAUUCUAUGCCUUACUAGAUGAAGACUUUUCUUUUCAAUGGAUUUUGGAUUUCUUUGAUUUUUCAUUAUACAGUAACUUACACCGCAUGGGAGACAUUUCUGAUCAUAGAAAAAGGACAAAAUUACUUGCUAUAUUUCGCCAUCUUACACAAUCCUCUUAGAGUUUUAGUCGAUUCAUUGACAACAAGGGAUAGUCUACGUACAAGAAAGAAAAGGAAACAACAACAACAAAACAAGAAGAAGAAACAGUGAACACACAAGCUUAUGUUAGUAUGUUACAGAUAGUAUAUAUAAUUUUUUUCGUCUAUCCAAAAUUCUCCUAAUUAAUAACACUAAUGUUUAUGACUUAUGAGUCUAUCACUUAACACUAAUUACGUUUUUAACCCUUUGUAACCCUAA
Molecule: messenger RNA, 2204 nt
Organism: Arabidopsis thaliana (thale cress)
Lineage: Eukaryota; Viridiplantae; Streptophyta; Magnoliopsida; Brassicales; Brassicaceae
Gene: RMV1
Product: Amino acid permease family protein
Exons: 1
Coding region: 241-1713 (490 amino acids)
Biological process (GO): polyamine transmembrane transport; transmembrane transport
Cellular component (GO): plasma membrane; membrane
Molecular function (GO): transmembrane transporter activity; polyamine transmembrane transporter activity
Source: RefSeq, marked reviewed